UUCUUUCCAAUGUUGGCACACUCAUUGAGCAACCCUCCCCCUUUCGCCUCUCCACUUCCCUUCCCUUUUCCCUUCUGCCAUCCGCCGAUCGAGCAGAAGCGAAUCCAGACGAAAAGAAAAUCAUGCAUUUCAAAGUUUUGUGCCGAAUUACAUCCUCUGCAAAGCUCAAUACUUUGCAGAGAUGUCCACAAGUGGUCCUGUCGCUCUGCUCUCAGAGGCGGAGUUAUUCAAGUGGCCAAGAAGCAGAUAUUGUCGUAAUUGGUUCAGGGCCUGGAGGAUAUGUUGCAGCUAUUAAAGCAGCACAGUUAGGAUUGAAAACUGUUUGCAUAGAGAAGAAUGCUACACUGGGUGGUACCUGCCUUAAUGUCGGCUGCAUUCCUUCCAAAGCUCUCUUGAAUAAUUCUCAUUAUUACCAUAUGGCGCACUCUGGAGAUUUAGCAAGCAGAGGCAUUGAAAGUUCUGGAGUAACAUUGAAUUUGGAUAAGAUGAUGCAGCAGAAAGUAAAUGCUGUCAAAGCACUGACAGGAGGCAUUGCCCAUCUGUUUAAACAAAACAAGGUAACUUUAGUUAGUGGACAUGGUAAAAUCACUGGACCGAAUGAAGUCACAGCAUUGAAAGAAGAUGGCUCUACUGAAGUAGUCAAGACAAAGAACAUCCUCAUUGCUACAGGAUCAGAGGUGACACCUUUCCCUGGCAUUGAGAUUGAUGAAGAAACUAUUGUUUCAUCCACUGGUGCCCUCUCUUUGAAAAAAGUACCCGAAAAACUUGUCUUGAUUGGUGCUGGAGUCAUUGGUCUUGAACUGGGAUCUGUUUGGGGACGUCUUGGUGCUGAAGUAACUGCUGUUGAAUUCCUUGGUUCCAUUGGAGGUGUAGGCAUUGAUGCGGAAGUGGCUAAGACCUUCCAGCGAAUUCUUCAAAAACAGGGAAUGAAGUUCAAACUUGGCACUAAAGUCACUGGAGCUUCUCGUCAAGGUGACAAAGUUAAGGUCUCUGUUGAAGAUGCUAAAGAUCCCUCCAAGAAGGAAGAGUUGGAUGCUGAUGUUCUUCUCGUGAGUGUUGGCCGCCGACCAUUCACCAAGAACUUGGGACUGGAGGAUGUUGGUAUUGAAAGGGACGACAAGGGUCGUGUCCCUGUCAAUUCACGCUUCCAGACUGUUAUUCCCAACAUCUACGCCAUUGGAGACUGUAUUCAUGGCCCCAUGCUAGCACACAAGGCUGAAGAUGAAGGUAUUGUGUGCGUGGAGGGUAUUGCGGGAGGCCCUGUGCACAUUGAUUACAACUGUGUACCAUCAGUAAUUUACACUCACCCUGAAGUUGGCUGGGUUGGCAAGAAUGAAGAAGAUCUCAAGAAGGAGGGAGUUGAAUACAAAGUGGGCAAGUUUCCGUUUGCUGCCAACAGCAGAGCUAAGACCAACAAUGAGACUGAUGGCUUUGUUAAAAUUCUGGGUGAUAAGCACACUGACAGGCUGCUUGGCGCCCACAUCAUUGGACCUGGUGCUGGUGAACUGAUUGGUGAGGCUUGCCUUGCUAUGGAGUAUGGUGCAUCUUGUGAAGACAUUGCUCGUGUUUGCCACGCACAUCCCACCUGCUCAGAGGCAUUCAGAGAAGCAAACGUAGCUGCCUAUGCGGGCAAGGCAAUCAACUUCUAAAUUGUUGCAACUAUUGCAUGCUGCAAGCUGCAUUGUGAUCAUUUUAAGGUGUCUCCGAGACUGAAGUGGCUAUUCCAACAGUCCACGACUCUCAAGAUGAAAUUAUAGAUACUAGGAGUGGAAGCAAAAUUUGAUUUUAAUUUAAUUUUAAUUUUAUAUCAUUUCUGAUUUAGGUACAAAUUGUGAAUGUUAGUCAUACCAUAACUGACAUCUUGUUGGCGGCUCUGAUUUUACUUCUAUGCAAGUAAAGAAGACCAUGUUAAUAUAAUAUAAUUUUACCAAUUUUUAUCCCGUCAUUCCAAAUAGCUAUGGUUCCUGCUUUUAAUAACUGUAGAAAGUUACCUUCAAAAGUAAUUUGUGCAGUUCUGACUUAACAUCAGAAGUUUCAGGGAACUGCGCCUAGCUUUGUCCACAUUAGAUCACUUGACUCAUCUGGUGGAAUUUGUUCACUUAAAACUCAGCCAUAUCCCAGACUUAUUUAGGCUGGUAUUUAUUGAUAAUGUAAGUGCUUUAAAUUUCUGUACAAAGUCAUAAUGUAAAGCAAUUAAUAAUCUCGUU
This is a messenger RNA of Frankliniella occidentalis (western flower thrips), 2207 nucleotides long. Its product is annotated as dihydrolipoyl dehydrogenase, mitochondrial. Gene Ontology annotation, cellular component: oxoglutarate dehydrogenase complex; mitochondrion. The transcript is spliced from 12 exons. NCBI's taxonomy places the organism in Eukaryota, Metazoa, Arthropoda, Insecta, Thysanoptera, Thripidae. The record is from RefSeq and is a predicted model, not a curated record. Gene Ontology annotation, molecular function: dihydrolipoyl dehydrogenase (NADH) activity; flavin adenine dinucleotide binding. The coding region runs from base 123 to 1649 and encodes 508 amino acids.